Eutrema salsugineum is the source of this 1098-nucleotide messenger RNA. RefSeq lists its product as uncharacterized. Lineage: Eukaryota; Viridiplantae; Streptophyta; Magnoliopsida; Brassicales; Brassicaceae. The transcript has 2 exons. The record is from RefSeq and is a predicted model, not a curated record. Gene Ontology annotation, molecular function: catalytic activity. The coding region runs from base 1 to 1098 and encodes 365 amino acids.
AUGGAGGAACUGCAAGAAGUAACAAUACAAUAUGUUAAUUGUGGAGAGCCUAUCGAAAGUGCUGCUAGACUAAAAAGAGUACUGGAGGGUGAAGAAAAAGGAAUGAUGGCUGAAACUUCUGCUGCUAUCAUCUCUGCAAGGAGUGAAGACCAACUCAACACAGAAAGCAGUUUUUUCAGAGGAGAGCCCUCAAGAGUGCGAGAUAUUGAACAACACCCAAAUCAAAAUGAAGAAAACUCCUUAUCCGCAAUGGACCAGGAGCCGGUCAAUAAGAAGAGAGGUCGACCUCCAAUCAAAAAGACUUCUGAAAUGCCCUGCAAAGGAAACCAAGAGAAAGUCAGACGAAAGAAAAAACCAAAAAUCACAAGGAUCUCCCCCCUCUCCAGAGUUGUUAUAAACAGAGCCUUUCCACAAGUUCUGAACCAAGCGACAAGAUUUAACCUGGCGGCACUAGCUCCACGACAGAGUCCAGCACCUGAAAAUCGUCAAACCCCUGCCCCUAGGCAAAUUUCUACAUCUUCCGGCUUACCUCCAAGAAGCUCGCCUGCACCUCCAAGGGACUCAAUGGAUUUUCGAGAUCCGUCAGUCCAACGUUUACGGGAGCUACAAAAGAAAGUAGAUCCUGAUAUAGUUUUCCUCAAUGAGACUAAAAAUGAAGAAGCUUUUAUAAAGAAAAAACUCGAUCUUACUUCAUAUGAGUCUCUCUUCUUCGUUCCACCUCAGAGUCCUGGCGGAGGCGGACUCGCACUUUUCUGGAAGCACGACUUAUCUCUGAGUGUCUCAUCUGCAUGCAAUAAUUACAUCGACACAAAUAUAAGUCACAAGAACAACACCUUCGUAGCAACCUUUGUCUACGGGGAGCCAAAUCAAGCCAACCGAAAAGCAAUGUGGCAAAACUUAACCGAUAUGGCAGCAGGAAGAGAUCUUCCCUGGUUCCUGACUGGAGAUUUCAAUGACAUACUGGAUAAUGAUGAGAAGUCAGGAGGUCCACCCAGAGCUGAAUGCACUUUCGGAGAUUUCAGAGCUUUUGUCUCACAAAACAAUCUUUAUGACCUAAGACAUGUGGGGAACUACCUAUCUUGGAGGGGUAUAAGGUGA